This is a messenger RNA of Physella acuta, 3953 nucleotides long. Its product is annotated as Na(+)/H(+) exchange regulatory cofactor NHE-RF2-like. Gene Ontology annotation, molecular function: protein binding; protein-membrane adaptor activity. NCBI's taxonomy places the organism in Eukaryota, Metazoa, Mollusca, Gastropoda, Physidae. Gene Ontology annotation, cellular component: apical plasma membrane. The record is from RefSeq and is a predicted model, not a curated record. Gene Ontology annotation, biological process: protein localization to plasma membrane.
CCUCAGAAAACGCCAUAUUGUUUCCGUCAACUUGGAAAGUUAUUGUGGUAGGGAGGUGUUUCUUUCCUUAUCGUUAGUAUUUUGUUUUAGAAUAGUUUUUUUUUAACAAUGAGUCAAGACGUUCCAGAAGAGUUUCGUCCUAGACUUUGCCAUGUUGUAAAAUGGCCAGAAUUCCAGGGCUAUGGUUUUAAUCUUCACGCUGAAAAAGGGAAAGCUGGGCAGUUUAUCGGAAAAGUUGACGAAAACUCUCCAGCUGAAAAAGCAGGGCUCAAGGAAGGUGACCGAAUCGUUGAAGUAAACGGUAUAAACAUUGGAAAUGAAAAUCAUCAGCAAGUUGUUACAAGAAUUAAAUCUGGUGGAGAGGAGACAACUCUCUUGGUGGUUGAUACUGCAUCUGACAAUUGGUACAAGGAACAGAAAAAAGUUGUAAGAGGAGACUUGCCAGAAGUUCGAAAAUUAACUGCACAGCGAGAACACAAUCACAAAAAAGAAGAAGACUCCAAUUCUAACCAAGAAAAUGAUGACCCUAUUGCUUUCUCUGCUUCAAAACCAACCUUCUACAGUAAUGGUGAUGAGGACAGUUCAUACAAACCUCGAUACUGUCAUCUGAAAAUAUGGCCACAUUUCCAGGGCUAUGGGUUUAAUCUUCAUGCAGAAAAAGACAAGCCUGGCCAGUACAUUGGUCUGGUUGACGACAACUCUCCUGCCAGCUCGGCCGGGUUACGUGUCAAUGACCGCAUCAUUGAGGUGAAUGGGGUGAAUGUUGAGAAAGAGACCCACACGGAUGUCAUAGCCAGAAUUAAGGCUGUCCCUGGUGAAACUAAGCUGUUAGUUGUGGACCGGGAGACAGAUAAGCACUACAAGGAGAAGGGGGUUACCGUUACAUCAAGUAUGGCUCAGACUGAACAUCUAACAUCUACUGAUCAUUCAGGACAUGGCAGUAAUGGUGUCAAAGCGCAUGUACCAGUAGUAGUACCUGAACCAGAGCCUGAGUUUACAGUGGCACCAAAAGAGAAGGUGCACAAAGAACCUGCACCAGCUACCAAGGCUGAUGGCCUAGAGCUAAACCUAUCAGUAGCAGAGAUGAAGGAAAGGAUCAAGUCCAAGAAAAAACAAGACCCACGUAUGAACAAGUUAUCUUUUGAAGAGAAAUACAAGGAGUUCCAGCGAAUGUAAACACCCAUAAAAGGUUUUCACAAGAAAUUUGACACCCACAGAGUGAAAAUGUAUGCUGUUUAUCUUGUAUUAGAAUGCACAUAUAAAGAGAAGGUAGCUAUGUAUUUUGUGCAUAAUAGUGGCAACGUUAAAACGAAAACUGGGUAAUGGUUGUGAAAAAUUUAACAGUGUUAAAAUAUUUAUUAUUUUAAAUUUAACUUUUUUGGGGUAGGCCUAUAUAGAUCUAGUUGUUAGAUUUUUUUCAAUAGUAGCCAUUGUAUUUUUUUUACAGAACUCACAAUGGUAAUGUUCUAAUCAUUAUGGCAGUAUUUGUUUAAUUUAAAGUUAUUUUAUUUUCUUCCAUAUUAUUUGAGUGUUAAUUUCAAAUUUGAUUACGACUAUUUCUUAAAAUAAUAAAAAAAAAUUGAGCUUAAUUAAAAAUAAAUGGAAUAGUUUUAAAGGGGUGGGUAGGGGUUUAUACUGUCCCUUUGUACUGCUGAAUCUAUGAGGUUCCUUUUAUUUAAAGAGUUUUUCUUUAGAUGAAGCGCUUUCUGAAAAAAAAAACAUUAUUUUACAUUAUCAUUUGUAAGCUGCUGUAGUUACUGUACAUCCCUCAUUCAUACUUCAUCAUUAUCUAAGUAGGUAAAAUUUGUUACAUUCAUUUUUCAUAUCUAAAGAUUUACAAUUGUUUAUAACUCAUUAUUAAAUGAUAUAUUUGUUAUUGUAUUGGUCUAGUUAACCAUAAUUUUUGGGUGUAGUUUUGAUGAAUGGCAGAAAUAGAUUAAACUAUGAGCAGCAUAAUAUAAAUGGACAGCUAUUCAAGUGAGGGACAUAAGUAUAUAUAAGCAUUGCUGUGGUGAGUUUUGCUUGUAGUCAUCUAGUUUUUUCAACCCGUUAGUGGAUUUUUGUUUACUUACUGGAGCAGUGUACCCAAGAUUUAUUUUAAAAUCAGUUUAUCAUGUUAGUAAUGUAAAUUCAGCCUCUUUAUUAGCAUCAGGAUUACAUGCAAUUGCUGUGUUAGAAGAAUCUUGUAGAAAACAUGGAUUUGACUAAAACUUUACCUGUUUCAGCAUUAACUGACUUUGAAAUCACCACCAAGUACAAUAAAACAUAGAUUUGCGGUAAACAAUUAUUUUUCAAGGUGUACUUUUUAAUAAGUUAAAGGCUGUUUGCAUGAAAGUGAUUUGGUCCUUCAGAUUCCUAGAAAUGUAGAAGAGAUAUUAGAACAUAGGUGAUCUCUUUUGAAACUCUUAAGUAAAAGUAAUGCUUCUAUGUUAAUCUGUUAGUUAUAUAAAUAAAACAGUUGGAGUAAAAGGAUAACAUUGUAAAAUGAAAACCAGACUUUCAUUCCUAAUGUUUUGAAAAUUUUAGACUUUAUGUUAAUUAGUGGUUAUUUAUUCAUUGUCUGUAUGUUAAUAUUUAACUUUUAGACUUAAUAGCUGUAUACCAAUAUUUUUUUUAUAUUUCCACAUAACUCUAUUAUUCCUGUAGGAUUUUUUUACUUUUUCAUUUAUUUUAUUUUUAAAUUAAAUGCUGUUUUUAAAUGUAGAGUUAAGUUUCUGUAAAAUCACAUUAAUUAUAUUUUUUUUGAAUAUUUUGACUUUAAUGUUUUGAAAUGAGCUCAGUCUUGUUAUUGCUAUGAUCAUGUUAAACUGAUUCCACUGACAUUAUGAAGGUGGGCACAUUGUUUAGAUGUGAAACAACUGUUUUUUUUUGUAAAUAUUUUUUUUUAUUAACACAUUCCUAAAGAAAUGUUUUAGAGUUGAAGUAUUUCAUAAUAACUUUGUUUACAUAGCAUCUUGCACCCUGCAUGCAUACAUAUGUGUGUACGUUUUUUUAAAAAUUUUCUCUCUGAAUAUAUUAAUGGUGCCAUUCACGAUUACAGUUAAUGCAUGCAGUCUUUACAACAAUACACUAAUUAUCUGGAGUUGAGGAUAAAGAGUUUAGAAAGGUAUUUUUAUGAUUGCUGGUUGGGCUAAAAUUUGUUUUAGUUUAUAAAUAUUAACCCUAAGAGGGUCACUAGUAGAAUAACUUAGAUGAUAUAUGUAUUGCCCUGCUUGAGAUCAUAGAAAAACCUAUUUUAAAAAUAUUUGAUACUUUACUUCUUUGUGGGUUUGAGGCACAUUUUAAAUUUCAAUGGUUUUUUUUUUUAAACCCAUUAACAUUGAGAUCUUGAAGAAGAGAUAAAACAUUUUUAUUAAUGACUAUAACUUGUUUGAUAUGUGUUGUGGCCUGUGAUUUAUUGCAGUAUUUUCUGGAAUGUUCUUGUCAUGCCAGUAACACAAACACAUUGUUAACCCUCUCAGGACAGCUACAACAAAAAGUAAUACAUUUGUCAUUCAUUGAAACAUACUCAGAUUUUUUAAAAUUGUAAGCUGUUUAAAUAUAGUGCUAGAAAUCUGCUAAACAGAGUAACUAGAAGAAAUGAAACAAUUAUUGUUAUACUUCGAUUUUUAAAUUUUCAAAUACUUUUUGCUCGAAAUUGUACUUUUUAUUCUACAUGGCAAGCAUUUAUUUAAAACUUACACAUUCUAGUUUUUAAAAAUAUUUCUUAAUAUAAAUUAUUUAACAUGUAUUUUUGAAAUUUUGUAAGAAAAAUUUGCAAUGCAUAGUGGUGUGUGCAUUUUCUUUUUAAAAAAAAAAACAAACUUUUUGAAUUUAUAUUUGGGAUAUUGUACCGAUAUAAUUAAUACAAUGAAUUUAGAUGUGGUAUUCUUAUUCUGCUUGUAAUCAGUGUAUUCUAAUGAACAUGUGACGACAAAUUAACAGAUUAACCAACCAACACUUUUAUACCCCCC